Molecule: messenger RNA, 921 nt
Organism: Mucor velutinosus
Lineage: Eukaryota; Fungi; Mucoromycota; Mucoromycetes; Mucorales; Mucoraceae
Product: phosphatidylserine decarboxylase
Exons: 5
Coding region: 1-921 (306 amino acids)
Biological process (GO): mitochondrial proton-transporting ATP synthase complex assembly
Cellular component (GO): mitochondrion
Source: RefSeq, a predicted model, not a curated record
AUGAUAAAAAGCUCAUUUAGCAAGUUAAAACCUUCCUUGUUUUUUCGCCAAGUAAGGCAUGCCGAAGUUGUAAACACCCCAGCAUCUAUAUUCUUUGGUGGCCAUCAUAAUAAUUGGGACAGAAUCAAUCGCAUUGCCAAUGAAGCCAGUCGAGUCAAGAUUGAUUAUGACAGUAAAUAUGCUUUCAAACUGAAGCUGGCUGCAGAAAAGCGUGGAUUAUCAUCUGUAAACGAGCUCAAGAAGGAUAUCUUGGCAAGAAAAGUGGACUCGCAGCCACUAUCACCACCGCAAAGGCCAACCACUAGACAGGCGCCUUCAACAUCAACGCCAAAAGCAGUGAGUUCGGCUAAAAAGACAAAUACGAAAUACGAAUCAAGUGCUCCUACAUUAGACAAAAUCGUGAAAUUGGAUUUACUAGCAAAAGAAAGCAAAGAGUCCAUUGCCAAAAUCUGGACACGGCAUUAUGCUGACAAGGAUGGCAUCACAGCAGUGAUCCCAGUUGAUACCUACUCGACAAUGUUUCAAGUCUCACAGAAAUAUCCAUUGUUCAUACUACCCAUGCCUCGAGACACUGGUCUGGAAUUCUUCUUUCUCCAAUUCCAGGCACAUCAGUGCAACAUCACAUCACUGCUCGAAUACAAGACAAGAGGCGAAAAAGCGAGACCUUUCCUGACAAUCACACACUAUCCAGAACUGGCAGACACCAAAGGCAUCGUCUUGAUGCGAGGCGAGAUAAACGAAAAUCCCAAAAAGAUGAUUUCCGUUGCUAAUGCUCAGUUCCUAGCUUUUGCUGUGCAACAGUUCUAUUCCACAAACAAUCCUACAUCAGUGAAGUUGGUGGAAACGUUCAAUACAUCGCCCGAGGAAUUCAAUUAUCAAGAUUUGAUCAAAGAGUUGGAGAACAUUAUUCCAUUGCAGUAA